This is a messenger RNA of Dermacentor andersoni, 1266 nucleotides long. Lineage: Eukaryota; Metazoa; Arthropoda; Arachnida; Ixodida; Ixodidae. The record is from RefSeq and is a predicted model, not a curated record.
GUGGAGCGGCAGCCAUGCAGUCGCUCAAAAUCCCGAUCUUGCUUUUUGUGCAGUUUAUCGCUCGGUCUGGCACGUGGCUACAACCUUCGGAUCCAGCGAUCACCGGCUGUCCAUCACCAGCGUUGCUGACGGUCCCGAUCUUCAAUAACGCGUCCUCAUGUCAUCAGUUCUGCUUUACCGGACACAUUCCUUCCAUGGUCAGCGGGUCGACAACACUGCUGGCGACUGCAGCGACGCAGGAGGAUAUAACAGCACUGGAAAUCCUACGCCCCUUCAGUGGGCACGGUGGAGCGGCAGCCAUGCAGUCGCUCAAGAUCCCAAUCUUGCUUUUUGUGCAGUUUAUCGCUCGGUCUGGCACGUGGCUACAACCUUCGGAUCCAGCGAUCACCGGCUGUCCAUCACCAGCGUUGCUGACGGUCCCGAUCUUCAAUAAUGCGUCCUCAUGUCAUCAGUUCUGCUUUACCGGACACAUUCCUUCCAUGGUCAGCGGGUCGACAACACUGCUGGCGACUGCAGCGACACAGGAGGAUAUAACAGCACUGGAAAUCCUACGCCCCUUCAGUGGGCACGGUGGAACGGCAGCCAUGCAGUCGCUCAAAAUCCCGAUCUUGCUUUUUGUGCAGAAGCAAUGCUUCCCAAUGUGUCAAGCUUGUGACUGCCUGCUGAAGCCAGCGACUCUUGUGAGUGCGGCCUGCUGUGGUGGGCCUCGGAAGCCUUAGGAACCAGCACUUCUUGAAGCACCGGUGAUUCAAGAGAUUCCAAAAUGACCCGAGACUCCACAGAAUCGUGCGACGCCAAAGACAAAGUCGAUGCUGGCGUUUGUGACUCUUCACCUGACAGUGACGGCACUUCAAGCGUUGCCAGAUUAGAAAACUGGCUCAUCUUCGUUAAGAUGCCCGCAGCGCUUCCCUCCUCACUCGAUGUAGGCAUUGGUGGAAGGUUGGCGGACGUCUUGUAUGUGAGCGUAAUAAGGUUUGCACAUAUUGUCAAUGUGCAAAUAAUGUGUCAGCCUGAGUGCAAAAAUAUGUGAUGGUUCAAGGCCGUCUACAUUGGUUUAAAGUGUCAUUUUAUUAGAGAAGAACGCCGAAGCUUUGACUCAGUUUUGUAGGGACUAUUCGAAGCUGAAACAUACCAGAUUCAGUUUCAAGAUAAUUAGCAGCAAGCAUUUCAAUACAUUUAAUCAGUACAACCACUAAUUAAUUUUUAUGUUGAAAGACCUACGCUUGUACUUUCUAAACAUAGUCUAGUAGUAUUGUUAUGUCUUGC